This is a messenger RNA of Symphalangus syndactylus (siamang), 11421 nucleotides long. RefSeq names its product interleukin 10 (gene IL10). Gene Ontology annotation, cellular component: extracellular region. The record is from RefSeq and is a predicted model, not a curated record. Gene Ontology annotation, molecular function: cytokine activity. Gene Ontology annotation, biological process: immune response. Lineage: Eukaryota; Metazoa; Chordata; Mammalia; Primates; Hylobatidae.
UUUUCUUUUUUUUUUUUUUUUUGAGACAGAGUCUCACUCUGUUGCCCAGGCUGGAGCACAGUGGUGUGAUCUCUGCUCACUGUAGCCUCAGCCUCCCGGGUUCAAGCGAUUCUCCUGCCUCAGCCUCACCACGCCCAGCUAAUUUUUGUGUUUUUAGUACAGACAGGGAUUCACCAUGUUGGCCAGGCUGGUCUUGAACUACUGACCUAGUGAUCUGCCCGUCUCGGCCUCCCAAAGUGCUGGGAUUACAGGCAUGAGCCACCGCACCUGGCUCCUCUCCUCUCUUUUAUAAGGUUUCUGGAAGGUAUUGCUCCUGCAGGGGUACUGCAGUGGGAAGGCGGGCCAAACUAUGCUUUUUAACACUGUGACACUCAUGGAUCAGAGACAAAACGGAAACGCCAUUCUGUCUGAAAAUACUCCAAGGCUCGAAAUCUUCCCCUAAGACAAAAAUAUCUAAGCCACCCUCAGUAUCAUCCCCCUCAGUAUCAUCCCCAAUUCCUAAACUUAAGGUACCCAAGGAGUACAAAAUAGAUUCAUAACUGUUUAAUGGAUGGAAACUUAUUGUAACAGACUUUCAACUUCUUACCACCACAACCUCACACACGGCACACAUCUUAGACAGCUGCCCCUAAUUAUUGCUGCAGGCCCAGAGAACCCAGAGUGAUUUGAUACUUAUGUGAGUUAAGGAAUUAGGUACUGAUUUUAAAAAGAAUUGCAUUCAGAUUCUACCUUUGCCAUUAACUGCCUCUAGGAUCUGGGAAAGUCUUCUUCUCUAGGCCUCUGUUUGCCCAUUUGUAAAAUAAGACACAUGAAUUUGACAAUGUCUCAGACCCCCUCCUCUUCUGACGUCCUAUAGAAUUUUAACAUUCCAGCAGCCAUGGAGGAGUUAACAUCUGCCUGGAAGAGCACUAAUUAGUAAUCAAUUAUUUUAAAAACUGGAAAAGCUAUAAUGUGUAUAGGCAUAUAGUUUGUAAGGAUAGUGGUUUCUUCACAUGAAUCCAUUCUCUACUUCUACUUUAUAAGAGAUGGAAGAGCAACAGACAUAUAGCCAUGUAGCACUACAAAAAGUUUAGGAAGCACAUGCUCAGCUGCCCAGUCAGCCAACAAAUAUUUAGUGAGAACCUUGAAUGUGCCCAGAACCAUGCCGAGUACUGAGCAAACAACACUCAUCAAAAACAGAUACAGGCCCUGCCCUCAAGGUGGUCACAGUCUAACAGGAGAGACAGAGGUCAAUCAAAUGAUCACAUAGCCACACGUCUAAUUACAAACUGACAUAAAUACUAUAGAGGGGCGGGAGCAAGCUGUUCUGAGAAGAUACACCCAGGGGGCCUGACCUAGACUGGGGAAUGAUGAACUCAUUUGAGGAAGGAACAUCUGAGCUGAGAGCUGAAGGACAAAGACAGGAGGAGAGCAGGAAGGAAGAACUAAAUGUGCGAAGGCCCUGUGAUAGGAGAGAGAGGGGAUAAAUCACUGGGCAUAGUGGCUGGUGCAUGUAAGCCCAGCCACUUGGAGGCUGAGGCAAGAGGAUCACUUGAGCCUAGGAGUUCAAAAACAGCCUGGGCAACAUAGCAAGACCCUGUCUCUUUAAAAAAAGAGAGAGAGAGAGAAAAAGAGCAUGUGGAUCAUUUGAAAAAAAAAGAAGAAGAAAAUCAAUGAGGCUGGAGUGCAGAGGGAAGUAGAAAGUGGAGAGUGCCGCAAGUUGAAGCAGAAGAGAUAGGCAGCAUCAGAUGAUAAACGAAGUUAUAGAAAACAUUAAGAAUAUGAGUCCUUAUUUGACCAAGAGAGGGAAAGUGGGAAGCCAUGGAAGAGUUCAAGUAGGAACAGAGUCAUGAUCAGAUUGGUGCUUGGAAAUAAUUACUCUUGCUACAACAUGGAGAACAGUCUAGAGAAUGGAUAUUAGAAUAACAAUUUGGCAUUUAUUUUGGAGUCCAGGAGAGAUAAGUGAUCAGACCCAACACCAGGCCAUGGGGGCUACAAAGUCCAGCAGAGUCAAAGGAAUGAGAAAAGACAACUUAAGGGUGCAUAAAGUGGGUCCAGGGGGCCAACACUGGUAUGGAGGCUGCAAAGGCCCUGAGCUCUGGGAGCCCACACCGUUUAUUGGUGAUCAAACAAAGAAGCAGGUGGUGAGGACGUGGGGGUAAACAGGUGAGGGCGUGAGGACGUGGGGGUAGAAAGGUAGUGGUGCAUCAAGCAUAGCUGUGACGGUUUAGCAUUUUCUUUGACACAUAUAGAAUAUGCUUUGCUGCUCAAGAUAAUGGAGAGCAUGUUUAUGAGCCUGGGAGAGCAGCCAACAAGUCUGUGCACAUUCCAUCCAAGCCAUGAGGGAUUUUAUGCCCUGGGCUUAGACUUGUGGUGCAGCAGGGCAGCCUUCUACCCUUUGGCACAGAGCUUGGUGUUCCAAAGGCCACGAGCGGUUUUAGACCCUGGGCCAUGGACAUCUCCCAAGACUCUUUUAUAUUAUGACAGACAAGCCAGUCCUGCCUCAGCGCUUCUACCAACAGAUAGUAGCUUGAACCAGACAGUCAUUGCUGGUGAUGAUGGAAAUGGAGACAAAUCAGUAGAUUAGAGAAAUGUUUAUGAAGAAAAAUCUGGAGGUUCUGGUGAUACAUUGAACAUAGAUUGGUAAGGAAGAGGGAGGGACAAACAAAUCAUUUCUAGAAUUAAUUGAUAGUUCCACUUACUGAGCGAGGGUGCACUGGAUGAAGGUGAAACCAGAGAGAGAUGAUUUUACUCUCAGAUAUAGAAUCAACUACACAAAUUGGCAGGGGAAGACAGUACAAAAUAAAAAUAUGGAACCCCCUGCUCAACAGUUAUUGAGAAUUUCAAGAUGCUGAUAGCAGAGCAAGGGGAGGACUUUUUUAGUCAUGGGACCCUGUGUGACUGCAGAAGUCACUUAUCUACAAACCCAGCCCGCUUGGAUAUGUAGGGUUGGAGGUGCCAGCCAUCCAGUGGAGACUGGAGCAAAUUAAAGCCCACCAGAGGGACAGUCCUGGAGCUAAAAGAAUCCAUUUAUGCCCCACACUCAGGAGCCCACUAGUUUUCCUAGGUAGUCAUGCAGACAGAGCAGAAACAGCUAUGGUCCUCUGGGUGGCCAAGGCUCCAACACCUGGUGUCCUGGUCCCUGAUAAGCCAAAUUUCUCAUACGAGAAGUUACAGAGCACAGUGUCCAUCCCCUAAGGAAAAUCCAAAUUGCCUGAUUUGGUGCCACAGUUGCACAAAGGGGAAUUCCACAUUGGCUGCCCAAAGAUCAGCCCUUCCGCUCAUCUGUGGUUUGCAGUGUCUGCCGGCCAUGAUCCUCAGAAGGGCACUUAAUCCGGUUUGCAUAACCCUUGUUCCAUUCCACCUAAGGGCCAGCCCCAGCCCGGGCUCCUCCUAAACUUCUGGCCCACCAGGCCUUUAUUCUGAAGUACCCCAGACACUAUCAAAGCCAAUGUCAGGAGAGCCCAGAGGAAUACAGUGCUCACAGACUCCUGUCCCCUUGCACCCCAAACUGGCCACACUUUGGGUGUGUGAUACGCAUGGGGUCUGUUGCAGCACAGCUUCCGAGGAAGCCUCUGUCCUAGGAGCUGAGGAAGGUUAUUCAAGGAAAUACUAGAAAUUUCAAGCUGGCAAAGCUAUUUUACACACUAAGUGUCCCAGAUAAGAAGAAAUGAAACUCCCGUUAUCAGCCUUAAAAAAUAACUACUAAUGGCAAAUAGGAGUCAAUCCAGGAGGGGCUUCUUCAUCAGGACAGUUGUCACCCAUCCCCAAGAUGGGCACAGUCUCACCUUCUCUGCCUGCCUCAUCAACCUCCAUAGCCACCCUCACAGGGCUCCUAGCCUGCUCCCCACUCUUGGGUUUGAGCUGCAGUAUUGCAGUAAGGCAUGGGGUAACUACACCAAGAAGGCUGUCAUUUUGCUUAGCAUGAAAGUACCUGGGAGGCAGAUUCUUUUUUUUUUUUUUUUUUUUUUUUUUGAGACAGAGUCUCACUCUGUCCCCCAGGCUGGAGUGCAGUGGCGCGAUCUCAGCUCACUGCAAGCUCCGCCUCCCAGGUUCAAGCCAUUCUCCUGCCUCAGCCUCCCGAGUAGCUGGGACUGCAGGCAGCUGCCACCACGCCCGGCUAAUUUUUUCUAUUUUUAGUAGAGACGGGGUUUCACCAUGUUAGCCAAGAUGGUCUCGAUCUCCUGACCUCAUGAUCCGCCCACCUCGGCCUCCCAAAGUGUUGGGAUUACAGGCGUGAACCACCGUGUCCGGCAAGGGAGGCAGAUUCUUUUAUUUAUUUUUUUUUUUGUAGUUGCAAGAUUUAAUAGAGUGAAAACAGAGCUCCCAUACAAAGGGAAGGGACCAGAAGAGGGUAGCCAUUGCCGGCUCAAAUGCCUGGGUUUAUGUCGCGAUCAUUGUCCCUCCAGCUGUGCUCUCAGGCGAUAGAUGAUUGGCUAUUUCUUUACCUCCUGUUUUUGCCUAAUUAGCAUUUUAGUGAGCUCUCUUUACUACCUGAUGGGUUGGGUGUGAGCUAAGUUGCAAGCCCCGUGUUUAAAGGUGAAUGUGGUCACCUUCCCAGCUAGGCUUAGGGAUUCUUAGUAGGCCUAGGAAAUCCAGCUAGUCCUGUCUCUCAGUCCCCGCUCUCAACAGGAAAACCCAAGUGCUGUUGGGGAGGUUGGCCGAUGACUGCUCUAAUGGGAGGCAGAUUCUUUAUAAGAUCUUGUGAACUGUAGAAAGCACCCUCCAAAAUCGAUUCGCAUAAGCACACACACACCACACACACACACACACGCACACAGACACGCACACACACGCACCCCAGCAGUUCUUGCCUGCCCAGAUUCCUCUGCAGCUAAAGUGGUGAAACUUACUGGGCGGAGCUUCCUAAAAAGAUUAUUAGGGUCUCCUUAGUUGGUGUGCCUUUAAACCUUUGGACUUUACCAACUCCUAUCUCUCCUAUCUCCUUGCAACAAAGGUUAGGAGAACAAGAAUGCAGAAAAAAUGGGUCCUGGAUGACAUCUGAGUGCCUGCUUUGGGCUUCUUGAUGAGUGAGACAGAAAAUAAAAUAAAAUCCCCUUUUUUAAAAGCCAUGCUUACUCAGGUUUUCCUUCAUUUGCAGCUAAAUACAGAAAUGAGAGAAUAUUUUGGAACAGGGAUGGAAGAAGAGAAGAUUCCCCUUCCCACAACCUUCUGAUUUCCCAGUAUGUCCCCCACUGGAAAAAAUCAUUUAAAAUCAGUGUAAUAAGCAUUGAUUAGAUGCCUACUAUGCAUCUGGGCUUGAGGGCAAACUGGACUCAGGCCUUCUGGCCUCAAGAAGCUCGCAGUGUGAGAGUGGCAUUUGUGUCCUCUUGAAAUUCACAGGACUAAAUUUUGCCCAGGCUGACAUUCCAUGCAUCCGUAGGUGCCUGCCUUCUCACUUCCCUCUCUGCAUGGGCUCUUGCCUUGUACCAAAAUCCAAACCCAAAUCUCCUCACAGGUGAGUGUUGGCAUUCAUGUCUCAGACAUGACCUAUGGGCUUGGGACUUUUCCCUGUGGACCCCAGUGACUUUUCAGAUGAACAGCUAUCUUCAAAAACUUGAGAAAUAGGAGUGCUGUUUGUUGUUCUUGUUGCUUUGUCAAUAUAAGGGCACAGGGUCUUUAUUUAAAUGUUCGUAUCUAUCUCUUGACAGCAACACUAUGAGACAUAUUGAUGGAGAAGCUGUUAUCUCCAUGUGCUAAAUGAGGACUUGCCUCAGGAAAGUUGCCUAUGGUUCUCUCCGACCACUUCAAUUCUGAAAUUUUGAAAUGAGAGUGGACAAUAAUUUCAAAUCAGUGGGGAAAGAAUCAACUCUUCAGCAAAUGGCUUGAGAUAAUUAGCUACACAUUUCAGAACAAAUAAAGAAGUCAGAUCCGGGCCGGGCACGGUGGUUCACGCCUGUAAUCCCAGCACUUUGGGAGGCCGAGGCGGGCAGAUCACGAGGUCAGGAGAUCGAGACCAUCCUGGUUAACACGGUGAAACCCCGUCUCUACUAAAAAUACAAAAAAAAAAAAAAAAUUAGCCUGGCGUGGUGGCGGGCGCCUGUAGUCCCAGCUACUCGGGAGGCUCAGGCAGGAGAAUGGCGUGAACUUGGAAGGCAGAGCUUGCAGUGAGCUGAGAUCAUGCCACUGCACUCCAGCCUGGGCAACAGAGCGAGAAUCCGUAUCAAAAAAAAAAAAAGAAAGAAAGAAAUCGGAUCCUAAUCUCAACCCUAUUUAAUAGAUUAUAAAUGAAAGAAAGGUAAAAAUGGCUUUUACACACCUCCCUUCUCCCUGACAUUUUGUAUGUGUGUAUAACACACACAUCUCAAAUAAUAAGAAAAUUGAGGGGAGGCUGCCUGCCUCCCUGAGUCGCUCUCCCUCUCCUUCUGAGUGCUAACCUGUGCCCAGACCACCUCCUUAGCCUCGCACCCUCCAGGCUCACAGGGCACUCUUCUAUGCCCAUACCAAGUACAGCUGAUGCCUUCCACGGGCCAGACUCGGUGCUAGGUACCAAGUAUGCAAAGAUUAAUAAAACAACGUCCUGUUUCAGGGAGCUCAGAGCUGAUUGGGCAAGGCAUGGUGUGUAUGUGAAUGACAACCAUGUAGGGUUGUAGGUUUCCAAGUCAGGUAAGCACAGGGCAUGAUGGGAAACAAAGGAAAGAGGUGUUCACAGCCUCACCCAGAGUUCAGAACCCCUGGCCUGCCUGGUGUCCAUGCUGAGUCCACUUCUGGAACACCCAGCUCUGAGAGGAGGUUAGCCCUGCAGGCUAACACAGACACAGCCCAGAAAACCCAGGAGCCAAGGGGGAAGGAGAAAGGUGCAAGCAGGGGAAACCCAGGUCCUGGUCCCCUUCUGUCUUCUUCCUGGCAGCAGAACUCAGACAGAACCCUUAAGCCAGUGUAAGUCUGGCAGGACCAGUAAGUUCUGAGUUAGCUCCGUACUAGUUUCUAGCAGGCUCUUUCUCACUUCCUGAUUCUUAGGUUUCUACAUUGACACUCCCUGAAGAGUUGGGAAGAGACACCACAGUCCCCUGACCCUGAUCCAUAGGUCACACAGCAGGGACAUCCACAGGGUGGGCCUGGGCCUUCUCAUCCCUCCCUCCCACUCACUCCACGCUGGCUGGGCCCCAAGGUGUUUGUACCCCUUGCAGUGAGUGACCCUCUCCAGUGCAGCAAGCUCAGAACCUGCUGCCAUUGGAGAUGUCCCAUUGCUGAUGCAGAAAGGUGAAGAACUAGCAGAACACUGGAAAUGCCCUCCAUCUGGGUCCAUGGCUACUUAAGCUCAGUGCUCUCUGGCAGGCAGGAGGACAGGUGCUAUUGCCCUGUUGGGACAGAUGAAAAACAGACACAGGGAGGAUGAGUGAUUUGCCCUGAGUAUACAGUAACAGGGCCAAGGCAGAGCCCAGGCCUUCUGCACCUAGGCCAGCGUUCCUCCCAGUUACAGUCUAAACUGGAAUGGUAGGUGAAGCCCCUGUGGAAGGGGAAGGUGAAGGCUCAAUCAAAGGAUCCCCAGAGACUUUCCAGAUAUCUGAAAAAGUCCUGAUGUCACUGCCCUGGUCCUUCCCCAGGUAGAGCAACACUCCUCGCCGCAACCCAACUGGCUCCCCUUACCUUGUACACACACACACACACACACACACACAAAUCCAAGACAACACUACUAAGGCUUCUUUGGGAAGGGGAAGUAGGGAUAGGUAAGAAGAAAGUAAGGGACCUCCUAUCCAGCCUCCAAGGAAUCCUGACUUCUUUUCCUUGUUAUUUCAACUUCUUCCUCCCCAUCUUUUAAACUUUAGACUCCAGCCACAGAAGCUUACAACUAAAAGAAACUCUAAGGCCAAUUUAAUCCAAGGUUUCAUUAUAUGUGCUGGAGAUGGUGUACAAUAGGGUGAGGGAACCAAAUUCUCAGCUGGCACUGGUAUACCCUUGUACAGGUGAUAUAACAUCUCUGUGCCUCAGUUUGCUCACUGUAAAAUAGAGACGGUAGGGGUCAUGGUGAGCACUACCUGACAAGCAUAUAAGAAGCUUUCGGCAAGUGCAGACUACUCUUACCCACUUCCCCCAAGCACAGUUGGGGUGGGGGACAGCUGAAGAGGUGGAGAUAUGCGCCUGAGAAUCCAAAUAAAUUCGGGGUAAAGGAGCCUGGAACACAUCCUGUGACCCUGCCUGUCCUGUAGGAAGCCAGUCUCUGGAAAGUAAAACGGAAGGGCUGCUUGGGAACUUUGAGGAUAUUUAGCCCAACUCCUCAUUUUCACUUGGGCAAAAUAAGGCCCAGAGACCUAAGAUGACUGCCUAAGUUAGCAAGGAGAAGUCUUGGGUAUUCAUCCCAGGUUGGGGGGACCCAAUUAUUUCUCAAUCCCAUUGUAUUCUGGAAUGGACAAUUUGUCCACGUCACUGUGACCUAGGAACACGCGAAUGGGAACCCACAACUGUGGGCCUCUGCGCACAGAACAGCUGUUCUCCCCAGGAAAUCAACUUUUUUAAAUUGAGAAGCUAAAAAAUUAUUCUAAGAGAGGUAGCCCAUCCUAAAAAUAGCUUAAUGCAAAAGUUCAUGUUCAACCAAUCAUUUUUGCUUACUAUGCAAAAAUUGAAAACUAAGUUUAUUAGAGAGGUUAGAAAAGGAGGAGCUCUAAGCAGAAAAAAUCCUGUGCCGGGAAACCUUGAUUGUGGCUUUUUAAUGAAUGAAGAGGCCUCCCUGAGCUUACAAUAUAAAAGGGGGACAGAGAGGUGAAGGUCUACACAUCAGGGGUUUGCUCUUGCAAAACCAAACCACAAGACAGACUUGCAGAAGAAGGCAUGCACAGCUCAGCACUGCUCUGUUGCCUGGUCCUCCUGACUGGAGUGAGGGCCAGCCCAGGCCAGGCCACCCAGUCUGAGAACAGCUGCACCCACUUCCCAGGCAGCCUGCCUAACAUGCUUCGAGAGCUCCGAGACGCCUUCAGCAGAGUGAAGACUUUCUUUCAAAUGAAGGAUCAGCUGGACAACAUGUUGUUGAAGGAGUCCUUGCUGGAGGACUUUAAGGGUUACCUGGGUUGCCAAGCCUUGUCUGAGAUGAUCCAGUUUUACCUGGAGGAGGUGAUGCCCCAAGCUGAGAACCAAGACCCAGACAUCAAGGAGCAUGUGAACUCCCUGGGGGAGAAGCUGAAGGCCCUCAGGCUGAGGCUACGGCGCUGUCAUCGAUUUCUUCCCUGUGAAAACAAGAGCAAGGCCGUGGAGCAGGUGAAGAAUGCCUUUAAUAAGGUGAGCUUGGAUGGUGGCAGAGAGGGUCUGCAGAGCACAGCCCAUGCCCACUCCCCAACCCCAAAGCAUGGAAGGUGGUGGGGACUCAAUAGGCCCCAUCCUUCAUUGGAGAGAGUGUGGGAACCUGACAGAUGGUAUGACCUGCUCAGCCAGUGAGGAGCUCCCGCCUUGAUUGUAUUUGUUUUCUGUUAAGUGUCUUUGGGGGUUUCUAAAUGACUGCUCGCUGCCUUUGCAGGCUUGCGGGUUAGGCUGGCCGGCCAGCCUGUGAACACAAUGAGCUGUGUGCUGGGGAGAGUGACAAAGGAAACAGAAAGUACAGAAAGUAGCUUGUUGGGAAUCUAGGCUGAACCCACACGUGCAGGAAGCUGGCACAUAAAUGUGCUCAUACAAAUACACCUGGGGGUUCAGCCCAGACUCCCCAGAACUCAGAAUGAGCAGGAAGCUGGAUUCUCACUUACCUGGAGUUGGUUCAAGCUCACUUUCCAUCUGCCCUUCGCACCUGCCAAGGUGCCUGAGAAUGUCAGCUCCCAAACGAAACGGGGUUUCACACUUCCAACUGUGCAUGAACUUCUUCAGUCUGAUUUCCCAGAAACCAUGCCGCCUAUGUCCUCCUCGUGGGCUGGGGACAGACACUGCACAGAGUGCCAACAUCAGGGGUGUGAAUUUCUCAUAGUAGGUCAGGGCGGCAGGGCAGGGCCUGCUCAGUGUGUUGGUGGGAGAACACAGACAUUUAAAAGACUCCCUCCUCUCCUCUCACCAUCUUGCUUUCAAAGUGCUUCCUCUAAUGUCUUUUCAUCAAACUCUGCAUAAUCAUCAUGUGAAUACGUGACCUUUAAAAUUGUUGAAAAGGCAUCAUUUUGAAGACAGUGCUUUGCAAAAUGAAUGCUCCCCUUGCUAGGGGGAGGCCUGGAGGAGAUGAAGGUCAAUGCACAACCUUUCCCAAGGCAGCUAGGCCCAUCCUCUGGUUUACUUCCCAGCGUGAGGGAGAACAAGCAGCCUCUGCACUCAAGGUCAUGCCCAUCCAUGAGCAUGGAGGAGGGGAGCCUAUUUAGUCCCCAGAAGGGAUUUUAACUGAAUGUUUCUUAUCUCUCCGCACAGCUCCAAGAGAAAGGCAUCUACAAAGCCAUGAGUGAGUUUGAUAUCUUCAUCAACUACAUAGAAGCCUACAUGACAAUGAAGAUACAAAACUGAGACAUCAGGGUGGCAACUCGAUAGACUCUAGGACAAAAAUUAGAGGUCUCCAAAAUCAGAUCUGAGGUUCUGGGAUAGCUGACCCAGCCCCUUGGGAAACCUUAUUGUACCUCUCUCAUAGAAUAUUUAUUACCUCUGAUACCUCAACCCCCAUUUCUAUUUAUUUACUGAGCUUCUCUGUGAACGAUUUAGAAAGAAGCCCAAUAUUAUAAUUUUUUUUCAAUAUUUAUUAUUUUCACCUGUUUUUAAGCUGUUUCCACAGAGUGACACACUGUGGUAUUUGAGUGUUUUAAGAUAAAUUAUAAGUUAUAUAAGGGAGAAAAAAAAAUGUUCUUUGGGGAGCCAACAGAAGCUUCCGUUCCAAGCCUGACCACGCUUUCUAGCUGUUGAGCUGUUUUCCCUGACCUCCCUCUAAUUUAUCUUGUCUCUGGGCUUGGGGCUUCCUAACUGCUACAAAUACUCUUAGGAAGAGAAACCAGGGAGCCCCUUUGAUGAUUAAUUCACCUUCCAGUGGCUCGGAGGGAUUCCCCUAACCUCAUUCCCCAACCGCUUCAUUCUUGAAAGCUGUGGCCAGCUUGUUAUUUAUAACAACUUAAAUUUGGUUCUAGGCUGGGCGCAGUGGCUUACGCCUGUAAUCCCAGCACUUUGGGAGGCUGAGGCGGGUGGAUCACUUGAGGUCAGGAGUUCCUAACCAGCCUGGUCAACAUGGUGAAACCCCGUCUCUACUAAAAAUACAAAAAUUAGCUGGGCGUGGUGGCGCGCACCUGUAAUCCCAGCUACUUGGGAGGCUGAGGCAAGAGAAUUGCUUGAACCCAGGAGGUGGAGGUUGCAGUGAGCUGAUAUCAUGCCACUGUACUCCAGCCUGGGUGACAGAGCAAGACUCUGUUUCAAAAAAUAAAAAUAAAAAUAAAUUUGGUUCUAAUAGAACUCAGUUUUAACUAGAAUUUAUUCAAUUCCUCUGGGAAUGUUACAUUGUUUGUCUGUCUUCAUAGCAGAUUUUAAUUUUGAAUAAAUAAAUGUAUCUUAUUCACAUCA